UUUUAUCUUUAUGAAGGUCAUCCUUCUUAAACUUGCUGACUUGGUGACUCUUGCUAGUGGAGACUCAUCUGACACAAGCCAUCUUCAGAAUUGUAUUGGUUCUGCAGUAAUUGCUAUGGGGCCACAGAGGAUUCUAACGCUUCUCCCUAUCUCCCUCAAACCUAAGGACUUACUUUGUUCAAAUAUUUGGUUGGUUCCAAUAUUAAAGGAUUAUGUUGUUGGAGCAUCAAUAGGAUACUAUAUGGAGCACAUAGUACCUCUUGCAAAAUCUUUUGAGCAAGCGAGUCAUAAAGUUAAAAAGUCUAUAAUGGGUCAAGAUCUGCAGGCUCAUGCUCACGGCCUCUGGGGAUUGUUACCUGCCUUCUGUCGCUAUUCUACUGAUACACAUAAGAAGUUUGGACCUUUAGCUGAACUUUUAAUUCAUCUUCUUAAGAACGAUUCUUCUAUGCAUGAAGAUAUUGCUGUUGCUUUACAGAUUCUUGUGAAUCAAAAUAAAAAUGUUCUUAGAUCUGAGAAAGACACCCUGGAGUCGGACACAUUCCAAUUGAAAGAUUCUAUAAUAUACUUAAGAAUUAGACCCACUUAUUCACAGAAAACUGCAACCAGAAACAUCAAGUCCUUGUCAUCAUAUUCUGCUGAGUUGCUUCAGGCUCUAACAGAUGCAUUUGUCCAAUCACAUCCAGCAAAGCGCCCAUAUAUUAAGGAUUCCAUUCAAUGCUUGGCUUCUAUCACUGACUCUUCUGUUACAAAAAAGAUUUUCAUGUCACUACUUGAGAAGUUCCAGUUCAUGACUUGUGAGGGUGAGUUUGAAAUGCAGAAAGAUAAUACCAAUGAGUCAGUGGACGAUGAACAAGGCAAUGUAAAUAGUAAAGAGAAAGAUUUACAAAGGUGCGUAAUAACAGAGCUUGCAUCUUCUCUUGUUGAAGGAGCAAAGGAGGAUCUUAUUCAUCUUAUAUAUGACUUUAUUAAGCACACUUUUCAGGAAAAUAAUGAGAUUGGUCAUCACGAAGCCUAUAUAACUUUAAGCAGAAUUUUAGAGGAACAUGCUUGGUUUUGUUCUUCAAAAUCUAUAGAGCUGAUUGAUCUAUUGCUUGGCCUUAAACCUCCUGUUGACGUUGCAUCUCUUAGGAGCCGGUUUGAAUGCCUCCAUUUUUUAAUGGUUCACAUGUUAAAGAUGUGCUCAGAGGAAGAAAGUACAAAGUCUUUUCUUAUUCUCAACGAGAUCAUACUAAUGUUGAAGGAUGGGAAUGAAGAACACAGAAAAGCAGCUUUUGAUGUUCUUCAAAAGAUGAGUUCCAGCUUGACACACUCUUCACAAAUCAGUAGUGUUGCUCCUGAUCGCAAAUUGAUUAGCAUGAUAAUGGGAUAUCUUUCUGGGUCAUCUCCUCACAUAACGAGUGGAGCAGUGUCUGCACUAUCUGUUCUUGUAUACAGUGAUCCAGAGAUGUGUCUUCAAAUACCUGAUCUCGUAUCCUCCCUCCUAUCCUUGCUGCAAACAAAAUCUCUAGAAGUUAUAAAAGCUGUUUUGGGCUUUGUUAAAGUGCUGGUGUCUUCAUUGCAAGCUAAAGAUUUGCAUAAUCUUCUUCCUGAAGUCAUCAGUGGAGUUCUUCCAUGGUCACCUGUCUCAAGAAACCAUUUCAGAUCAAAGGUCACUGUUAUAUUGGAGAUUAUGAUAAGGAAGUGUGGUACUGCUGCAGUUCAGUUGGCUACCCCUGAAAAAUAUAAGAGCUUUGUCCGUACAGUGUUGGAGAACCGACAUGGAAAAACAAGUUCAAAAGAUGCUGGCACUAAUAAUACAGAUAUGUUACUUGCAGAUUCAGAAACUAAGGGGCUGCAGAGGAGGAAGCAGAAGGAAUUGGGUAUUCUUUCCAAGGAAAAGGGCUCAACGAAGCAAAGAAAGAGGAAGAGGGAAAAUAGAGACUAUGGCAAGCUUACUGAUUCAAGCAAGCUUCAUGUGUCUGCUGGUGAUGGUGUCGGAUUGAAAAUGGCAAAAAGAGCACGACAUUUAGACAAAUCUACGGAGGAUCAGUCAGAUGGAAGGAAGACAAGGAACAAAAGGAAUUUCAAAAAAGGUCCCCCAAAUGGAAAAAGGAGGAAGAUGGAGAAGGCAAAUAUAGGCAAAGAGGAUAACAGGGCAGGUCGCAAACCUUUUUCCAAAGUACGCAAAGCCAGUAAGGGCUGAAGAAAAUUAGUGGGAGUCAUUGAAAGGAAUGGGAUGUUCAUUGAAGCAAUGGUAGGAGCUCGCCUUGCUUUUAAAAAUCCAGACAAGUCUCGCAAGUACAUGCAAACCACACCCUAUUCAAAAGCACCGAGCAAGGGUUCACCCAAGGUGGCAGGCGUGACCCAUGAGUUUAGCAUGACAUGAUUUAUGCCACGCCAUCCCUUUUUUAAAAGGUUAAUUUAUUAAUUUUUUAUCGGUUAUGUAUGAUUACAAUCCUUAAUUGAUGUAAUACUUUUAUUUUUAUAUAUAGUAAUGAAAGUCAAUAGUUGUA
Molecule: messenger RNA, 2492 nt
Organism: Rubroshorea leprosula
Lineage: Eukaryota; Viridiplantae; Streptophyta; Magnoliopsida; Malvales; Dipterocarpaceae
Source: the annotation of a GenBank genome assembly